Cydia fagiglandana is the source of this 624-nucleotide messenger RNA. RefSeq lists its product as uncharacterized. The record is from RefSeq and is a predicted model, not a curated record. The coding region runs from base 91 to 609 and encodes 172 amino acids. NCBI's taxonomy places the organism in Eukaryota, Metazoa, Arthropoda, Insecta, Lepidoptera, Tortricidae. The transcript has 6 exons.
UACAAUUCUCGAUCGACCUAAAAGUUUUAUGACUUAAAUUGCUUUUUCUUAUAACUUAUUUUUCGAACCCAAAGUAUGUUGUGAAACAAUAUGAAAACUUGGAUAGUAGUUUUUGUAAUAAACACCAUAUUUUGUAUGACAAAUGGAUACUUUACCAGACCAUCACGCCACCGUCGCGACGUCGUUGGAGGAAGUCUAGAUAUAGUCUCGAAAAAUGUCCAGCCUAUCCAUGCGGAUGUCAAAACAGAUAUAGUCUCCAAGAAUGUUCAGCCAAUCCAUGCUGAUGUCAAAUCAGAUAUGACGGUCACUGAGCAGCCCACAUCACGGACUACUCACUGCACCUUCCAAUCAACCCUUGAGACCCUUCAACCGUGCUCGACCGGCUACGUUCCUUCACAAAUCGAGCCGGGGAUAGUUUUUCAGGUCACGCCUCCGGUCACCAUCUUUAAGCAGUCGCUCCGAAAAUCUCUGCCAGCUCCUAGCAGGUUAGAGCUGAUCAGAAGCAUCAGCCGAUUGGCAACGGUAGUGGUGUUGGCGUUCACAGCUCUGGUGGAACUGUACCCCACGUUGGCUCAUCUCUUUAACACUUUUUAUAGCUUUAUGGUAUAAAUUCACUUUGUACAA